GCACCGAAAAUGCAUCAGUCAGAAUUUGGUAAACGCAGCUUAAAGACCAUUGGUCAAUUGUGGUCAAAAUGCUGAAGAUCGCUUUAAUUGUGUUUGUGGCUCUAUUCUGUACGGUUUUGUGCCAGCCCUUGGAUUUACAAGAAAAGACUGAUGAUGACUCAAACGCGGUGCAACAUCAUGUGAGUCGGAGGUUCGUGAACCCCAUGUUUGCGCUGGGAGGCAACGGAGACAGUUCUGUCACAAAGAUGAGGACUAAGAGACAAGCGGACGAGUGUGAAAAACUAGCGCUAUGUAAACUACACGCGAGAUCACAAAGGAACUUCUUUGCUGCCUUCCAACUAUACUUCGUCAACAAAGAGAAUGCCAAGCUAUGGGACCAUCAAUCAAGAUCCAUCGCCGACUGUAAUGAGCGAUUUGGGGAUUGUUAUGAAUAAAUCACCGGUAAUGCAAUACCAGUAAUGCUUUAAAGUACUUUAAUUCAAAAUAGCAACGCAUUAAACUGAAUUCAAUGGUUUAAAACUUUAAGUAACCGCUAUUAUGUAUAUAUAUAAAGACCAAACAUAUGCAAU
Messenger RNA from Spodoptera litura, 569 nucleotides. RefSeq lists its product as uncharacterized. NCBI's taxonomy places the organism in Eukaryota, Metazoa, Arthropoda, Insecta, Lepidoptera, Noctuidae. The record is from RefSeq and is a predicted model, not a curated record.